CACUUUCUGGAUCUAAUCAAGGGCAACGAGGCCCUUUUGGUCAAGAACGAAAAUUGAUGAUCUUUCCCUACUUUGGUUCGUGUUUAUCGCGUUUGCGACCGUAAUGUUUCCUCCGCGAGGACAGCUCGUCGAUUGCGUUUUCCGAGGACUCUUCUUGCUCUCACUCGGAACAAGUGAAGUCUUUGUCGCAGCGUCCGACGGGGAAACGGAAGCACCGCACCAUGAGACCCAAGCACACGGAGACCCCAGCACGGAGGAGGCUUCAUCUCCUGCUGUUCCCGCACAGUAUCUGGCCUGCGACAAUCAAAUUAUCAAGGCGGGCGAAGUCGACUUCUGGGGCGAGUUUGUCGGCCCCGUCCGGCGAUUCCACCUGGACUCCGGUGUGGCGCUCAACGAGUCCCGGCAAUAUCACGGCUUCACGCAGAAGAUCCUGGCCCUGGAAGGGCGGACCGAGCAGGUGGCGGAGGAAUGCCUGUCGGGCACCCUCGUCCUCUUUCUCCAAUCCCUCGCGGCCGCCGAGCACGACUUCGGGUUGCCGCACGCGCGCGACCUGCUCCGCCUGGCACAGGAUCUGUUCGCGCAAGUCGCGGGCUCCGCUUGGUUUGGUCGGGAGCUGUUUGGGUCCGGGGCGGACCACGAAACGCCGCAAAAAGGAACACGGGACUACUGGGACACGGCCGCGAUCGCCCGCAGCCUGCGGCUCUUCGAGCGGGUUCUGCUCCCGGAAAGGACGCCACAGCCUGUCCUAGUCCCCGCGCCAGCAGCGGCGCUAGAGAGACGCGGUCGGCCGCUCCGCGUCUAUGUCUACGAGCUACCGACGGACCCGGGAGGUGCGACGCCGAAGGAGCUGCUGCAGCAGGGACGCUACCUUGAGGCGGUCGGACACGGGCUCAGCAACUGCCAGUUCGGCAUGUACGGCACCGAGGUCGCCUUCCACCGCUACCUCCAGCAGGCGGUCGUGCGCGUGGCGCGGCCCGAAGACGCGAAUUUGUUCUUCAUUCCGUCCUAUUUCAAGUGUAUCGAGCUGCUCAACUGGGUCGACGGAUUCCAUCAACCGUCUGAUGGCAGCGAGACGACACCUGCAAGCGACCAUCCCGACGGCGCGGCGGCGCCCGCGAAAGCCCCCGCCGACCGUCCCGAAAGCCUGGUCUUGCUGCAACAAACGAUGGACUUCGUCAAGCGCAGCGGGCCGUGGUUCGCGCGCAACAACGGGGCGGACCACGUGGUGCUCUUUUCGUGGGGCCGCCACCCCUGCGCCAUUGCACCGGACUGGCAAACCAUUGUGGGAAAGAACGUCAUCCAGCUUCAGGUGGAAGACCACUGCGAGGAUCUGAACGAAAAAGGCACAGCGCCAGUUUCGACCUUUCAGGCGCACAAGGACGUGAUCAUCCCCGGCUACACAGACCCGUGGCGCGCCAAGGAACUCAAGCGCCAAAACCGUCGACUCGACCAACGGCGCUACCUGCUCACCUUCCACGGCCGGUCCCCACAAAACGCCGCUUCCUACGAAAAUGUGACCAUACGCGGAGAAAUCGUCAGCCAGUACGAAAAUCUGCCGCCCGACGUGAAACCCUGGGUAGUACGUUUGAAUCUACUUCACUGUUUAUUGGCUUCUUGCCGUGACCGCAACAUCGGUUCAUAUUCCUUUUCUUGAUCGUACCACAGAGGCAGUUUGUCGGCCGUUUAUUACAGUUGGCACUGAACCACGACUCGGCUACCAUCUGGUCCCGCGGGGAAAUAUUCAUUAUCUUUUCAGGUAGCCAUCGGAGGUUUCGUGGAGGACUACCACGAGCUACUGGGGCAGAGUAUGUUUUGUUUGGCGCCCCGCGGUAUCACACCGUGGACGAUUCACCUCUACAUUGCGUUCCUCGUCGGGUGCAUUCCCGUCAUCCUUAGUGAUCAUUUCCGCCUGCCGUUUUCGUCCUUCCUCGAUUACGCGUCCGCCGCGGUUCGGUGGCCCGAGCAGGAUUUCUCGCUCGCAGCCCUGCUCGACCACUUGCGGAACCUUCUGGAGUCGGGGGCGGCGACGGAGUUGAAAAAGCAAGUGGACCGGCUGAGCUGUUGGUUCGACUACGAUUUGUGGGACGCCGCCGACUGCUCCCCGUACCGGGGCGCCAUGCGUCAGUUGCAGGACCGAGUGGACAGCUUGCCGAGAAACUUGGCGCCGUUUUCUGCAGCAGGACCACAGCACGUGAAAGGACAACUUCGAGGCAGCAGGAGCUCCUAUUUGGUCGGCUUUCUUCUCUUCCAUCCGCGCUUACGGAAGACGUUCGCCACGUUACGGCCGCUAGCGGAUUUCUUGGAGGUCACCGGGAAGAUGGAGGACGUCAUAAUAGUAGCCAACGACUACCAUCUCGAGGAACUGGUUACGUUUUUCACUGAAGAAAAAGUCUCGGCGCGAAUCGCGGUGCUGGUCCAGUUCUUCCCACUUGGGGUGGCCGACGGCUACCGUGCCCGGCUAGCGGACCGAGGGACGGUAGAAGCCGGGGUCCCGCAAAUCGUUGGCGUCAUAACGGAUCUGGGUGCAUUUGAAGAGCCCAGCGGGGUGUAAGUACCAACAGAGUGUAGUUAUAUCGACGACGUCCUUAGUGCAUUGUAUGCUUUAGUAUUUGCAUGAAGGACAACGAAAAUUGUUUAGAAUGGUAGGAUGAUAAUUGUUCGUCGCUUUUCAACACAUCUAACGACCACACGGAAGUAACAGCAAGAGAACAGCGCGCGCGUUUUUACCGUCGAUGAGGUUUCCACCACAUUGAGAUUACUCGGUUUCGGCUAAUAAACGUUCCCCCUCUGCUCUCGUUCCUCUCGUCUCGUAUUGAUCGACGCAAGUCAGUUUGUUGUCGUGAGCGCACCUGAUCGUACGUGCUAAAGUUAGUAUCGGUACAGCGAGCGUUCUACUCCACUCGUCUACGCUUAUUGACCUUGCUUGACGUUUGUUUCUGCGUCCUGGAAGCACGGCGCUCGUGAAGCGAUUUUGAUAAAGAUCGG
Molecule: messenger RNA, 2985 nt
Organism: Amoebophrya sp. A120
Lineage: Eukaryota; Dinophyceae; Syndiniales; Amoebophryaceae
Source: the annotation of a GenBank genome assembly